AUGUGCUCACUCGGCUGUUUCCUGUCCUCUAACCACACCAAUCCAUUUAAGGAUAUUACCUUUGACAUGUGCUUCUACCUUCAAUUAGUUCUGGGAUCUGUCAGGUCCUAUGGCAGCGUAUACAAGGCACUCCACAAAGAGUCAGGGCAGGUGCUGGCCAUCAAGCAGGUGCCUAUUGACACUGACCUUCAGGAGAUAAUUAAGGAAAUUUCCAUCAUGCAGCAGUGUGACUCCCAUCAUGUUGUCAAAUACUACGGCUCCUACUUCAAGGAUUCUGACUUAUGGAUCGUAAUGGAGUACUGUGGUGCUGGUUCAGUAUCUGACAUCAUGAGGCUACGGAAGAAGACACUCACUGAAGAGGAAAUAGCGACUGUAAUAUACGACACCUUGCGUGGUCUAGAGUACCUCCACCUUAGACGGAAAAUUCACCGGGAUAUUAAAGCCGGAAAUAUCUUACUCAACACUCAAGGUCAUGCCAAAUUAGCCGACUUUGGAGUGGCGGGUCAACUGUCGGACACAAUGGCCAAAAGAAACACUGUGAUAGGAACUCCUUUUUGGAUGGCCCCAGAAGUGAUUCAGGAAAUAGGUUACGACUGUGUAGCUGAUAUAUGGAGCUUAGGUAUAACAGCAUUGGAGAUGGCGGAGGGUAAGCCCCCCUACGGAGACAUCCACCCCAUGCGCGCCAUCUUCAUGAUCCCGACCAAACCCCCACCAUCAUUCCGAGAACCUGACCAGUGGCAACCAGAGUUCAUUGAUUUUGUCUCCAGGUAA
This is a messenger RNA of Homarus americanus (American lobster), 771 nucleotides long. Its product is annotated as serine/threonine-protein kinase 4-like. Bases 1 to 771 code for a protein of 256 amino acids. Gene Ontology annotation, biological process: protein phosphorylation; intracellular signal transduction; regulation of MAPK cascade. Gene Ontology annotation, molecular function: protein serine/threonine kinase activity; ATP binding. The transcript is spliced from 5 exons. NCBI's taxonomy places the organism in Eukaryota, Metazoa, Arthropoda, Malacostraca, Decapoda, Nephropidae. Gene Ontology annotation, cellular component: cytoplasm. The record is from RefSeq and is a predicted model, not a curated record.